Molecule: messenger RNA, 1403 nt
Organism: Spirometra erinaceieuropaei
Lineage: Eukaryota; Metazoa; Platyhelminthes; Cestoda; Diphyllobothriidea; Diphyllobothriidae
Source: the annotation of a GenBank genome assembly
AUGGCCUGCAUCAUCCGUGAUUCAAUGAUGUUCGUGACUGCAACUAUUGCCCUGAUCUUGCUCAAUGUCCAAUUUUGUAGCUGCUGUAAGUCGACAAUUUCUGACAAUUCCCUCCUCAUUUGCAGUUGGAUUCAGACUACAUGUAAAGCCACAUACCAACAUUGACCUUGCUUACGAAGUUCCAGCAUCCUUCCGGGUAUGUAAAAUGUCGAAAUGUAUUUUACUAAAAACUGGAAAUUCGAAAUAUUCCUGUGGUUUUCUCCGUGCAGUUCAAUUCUUCGGAAUCAGGAUUUACGCAUCGUACACCAACGCAUCCCUGCGAACCUCCGACUAAAUGUGUAGAAUUCUAUUCAAGUGAGUUGUUGAGCCUUUUACAUUUUGUGCCUUCAAAUUCGCAAACACAAACAGACACACACCCACGAGACAAAGGCAAUUAAAUGCGGUCGAUUUCCGAUCGAUGCUCAGAUCACUUAUGGCACUCUCCAAAUUGUGACUUCUAAUAUUUGGGAAAGAUAACUGUUGUACUAUUUUCUGACAAAGGAAGAAGAAGUUUUCUGAUCAAUGACGGAACUUACGAAAGCUACUCUGCGGUUAUUCUCAUACCCGAAAAUCCCAAAAAGGCAAAAAUCGCGAUCGUCGUAGUGAACGAAACGGAUUUCUUCGCAGGUAUAUAGUCCAAAUUUUAAACUAAUUCGUGAAAUCUGAAUUACGUCUACCCCAAACAUAUGUCAUUUAAAUUUCACAAAUCACAUUUAUCUUAUUUUGUCAGAGAUCCCCGGUGUCCAUUACAUAAUACCCAUUGUCGCACAACCGGGCUAUGCGAGACCAGUUUCUGUUGUCAUGGAUGAAAAUAUAAAGGUACCAAAGACCACACUCAGUUCAAUUAUGCUUAAAUAUUUUUUGAGAUUUACAUUUGACUUGCUUAUUCAUCUGUCACGAUCAUGAUUGAAGCGCAAAAUGUUAAAUGAACCAAUUAUCUUUUUUUUCAAGGAGAUCAGGCUGCUGGGAAAUAUUAGCAGAUAUGGGUCGUCUUCAAGCAGAAAGGGGCUGAAAAUAAUUAUCCCCUUUGGUAAGUUGCGCUCUACGUUGCGAUGCUCAAGAUCUGACGGAGAUGAUUAAUUUUACUUUCCAUUUAAGAACAAGCCGACGGUGUGACCUAUAAGAUCAUGAGAGUAACAGGACGUAUGGAGACAGAAAACCUAGUGUUUUCUCUGGCAGAUAACGUUGGGAAAAAAGAAACCUACAAAUUUGUGGCCUACCACGCUGCACGCCCCUUGAUGUAUCCCACACAUUUUCUCAAAUGGCCGAAAAUGAACAAAACAUCCGGCUCAUUGCAACAGUUCAAAUGCAGCCUGUUUCUUUCAAUAAUUCCGAUUUUUGGUGUGCUCUUAAACAACAACUAA